This is a messenger RNA of Daphnia pulicaria, 1294 nucleotides long. RefSeq lists its product as uncharacterized. The transcript is spliced from 6 exons. Bases 1 to 1074 code for a protein of 357 amino acids. The record is from RefSeq and is a predicted model, not a curated record. NCBI's taxonomy places the organism in Eukaryota, Metazoa, Arthropoda, Branchiopoda, Diplostraca, Daphniidae.
AUGGCAGAGUGGAAUUACAACAACAUGAACCAUCUUAGUUUAAAUUUACCACCAAGUUUUCAACCUGAAAAUAGUUCUUCUGGAAGUUAUUUCAAUCAUCCUGUCAGUGCUCCUUUGAAUUUUGGCAAUCCAAGUCAAAUCAGAUAUAGCAAUUCUAAAUUUCAAUUUGGAAGUGAUUCAGCUCAUGUUAGCUUAACUUUGCCAACUUCAUCAAGUUCUUAUGAAAUGUCAUGGGAAAUCAACAAAACUGUAAAUCAACAUGUCGUGUUACCUAUGGUGACUGAACCGCAACAGCAGUGGCUGAACACGAUGAAUCAACGAAAACUGGAUCAGCACUUUCUCGAUAAUUUUAUUCAGGUCCGAAUCAUUCCACGGAAUUGUCUGCCGUCAGAUCAAAUGAACGAGUUCCGGGACUUGGUUAAAGAGGCUAAAAGACUGACUGACCGUUUGAAAGUAGCACAAGAAACAAGUAAAGUCUGCGAGAACCCCAACGAUUCCCAUGAAUUAGACCAAAUAAAAGAAAGGCUUGAAUUUGUCAAUGAACAAAUUGAGGAUCUUGCGACCUCAAAGGAAAUCAAAGGAAAAUUAACUAAGAGAAGGGAGAAAAGAGAAUGGCUGAAACGUAAAAAGGAAAGGCAGAAGAAAGAAGCGGAGGAAGCAUUAGUGCGGCGGGAAAAUUUACAUAGACUAAUUGAUGAUCAAACUGAAGCUAUCAGAAGAACGGAAUUGAGCCGUAAAAAGAGUCUAGAAGCUAAACGAGAAGCCGAUGUUAUAUUGGGUGAAGUUCGUCGCAAACGGAAUGACACCCAACGUAUCGGCCAGCUGCUACAGUCCUUGAGAGAUCUGCGCGCUUUGAGAGCACGUUCUCUGGAAUUAGGACGCGCUCUUUUUUCUAAGCAGGAAGACACAGACCACUUUAAUAGUACACUAGAUCAAUUAAAUGUGAUCAUAAAGAAGAAGUCGGCAGACUAUGAAGAUGAGGAAAAGACGUUGACAUCGAUGAUGAACGAUCAUAAUGAUUCCAAAAAAUCUGAAGGCAUAAUUCAAAAACUGUGGAACAAACGCACAGUAUGAAAUGACCACCAGAGAGAUUAAUCAAUUUUUAAGCGCUUCCUUGAGUUCAGCUAAAAGCAUGGACCCAAUGAUCAUCUUCUCGCAAGAAACAGUCAAUUUGGGAUUGGCCCCAACCAAGAUUGUGACUAAAACCAAUGAUUUAGAUGACAGCGUUUGUCCGGCGAAUCUAUAAAGAAAAAGAAAAAAAAAUUUAAUCAUCAUUCGUUUAAACAAGGCAAAU